AUGUCUACACUUGAGAAUCUCGUUGAUAUCCCUAGCACCCCACAAUUUCAAGCGUUGCUCUCAAAGGAUCUCAAACGUAUAUCACUAAUCUACUUCUGGACGUCCUGGGCCGAGCCAUGUGUACAAAUGAACCAAGUGGUGGAAGGGUUAGCAAAGGCAUACCCGGCACUACUCGCACUUAAGGCAAAGGCAGAAGAGCAGGCGGAUAUAUCAGACUCCUUUGACAUCAACUCCGUUCCGACAUGCUUGGUCAUUCAGGGCCAUGCUUUACUUGCCCGGAUUGAAGGCGGAGAUGCGGCCCAGCUUAAGGAAGCGAUCACAAAGCACUUGGAAAGCAAUCCCUCUUCAACGAACUCUCAUCCUCCUUCCCCUCCGUCUUCCGAGACAGAAGAACAAUUAGAGGCUCGUAUGCGCGAUAUCAUGCAUCAAAGCGCGGUGGUCUUGUUCAUGAAAGGGGAGCCAAAUGCCCCUCGGUGUGGCUUUUCUAGGAGUGCUGUAGCGUUGCUGAGGGAGAAAGAUGUUACAUUCACCCACUUUGACAUUCUCAGCGACGAGAAUGUGCGGCAAGGUCUCAAGAAACUGAACGAUUGGCCCACCUUCCCACAAUUCAUAGUUCAAGGCGAAUUUGUGGGAGGAUUGGAUGUAGUGAAGGAGAUGAAGGACUCGGGGGAGUUCGAAGCGGUUUUCUCUGCUUGA
Messenger RNA from Suillus fuscotomentosus, 696 nucleotides. RefSeq names its product thioredoxin-like protein. The transcript has 4 exons. Gene Ontology annotation, molecular function: 2 iron, 2 sulfur cluster binding. NCBI's taxonomy places the organism in Eukaryota, Fungi, Basidiomycota, Agaricomycetes, Boletales, Suillaceae. The record is from RefSeq and is a predicted model, not a curated record. The coding region runs from base 1 to 696 and encodes 231 amino acids.